Pan troglodytes (chimpanzee) is the source of this 1574-nucleotide messenger RNA. RefSeq names its product sterile alpha motif domain containing 13 (gene SAMD13). Bases 237 to 545 code for a protein of 102 amino acids. Gene Ontology annotation, biological process: negative regulation of DNA-templated transcription. Gene Ontology annotation, cellular component: nucleus. Lineage: Eukaryota; Metazoa; Chordata; Mammalia; Primates; Hominidae. The record is from RefSeq and is a predicted model, not a curated record. Gene Ontology annotation, molecular function: chromatin binding; histone binding. The transcript is spliced from 4 exons.
AUGAACCAGAAGGCAGUUGGUGCAGCUUGUGUGUGAUUCCUAACGUCAUGUUGGCUGAGAGCCAGCCUGGUUUUAUUUCACUGUGUCAAAUUGUACCUCCUUAUUGAAUUCCUUUGCCAGCCUACUUUGUGAAAGAAAACAUUGGGGUUUCUUUGGCUGUUCUUGAUAAGCCUAUAAAAAAUGAUAUUUUUUAGUUGCUUAUAGUUGCUGAAGUAAAGGAACCCUGCAGCCUUCCCAUGCUAUCUGUUGACAUGGAAAACAAGGAAAAUGGCUCUGUCGGUGUAAAAAAUUCCAUGGAAAAUGGGAGACCACCUGAUCCUGCAGACUGGGCUGUGAUGGAUGUCGUCAAUUAUUUCCGAACCGUGGGAUUUGAGGAGCAAGCUAGUGCUUUUCAGGAACAGGAAAUUGAUGGAAAAUCCCUGCUAUUGAUGACAAGAAAUGAUGUGUUGACAGGACUUCAGUUAAAAUUGGGGCCUGCUCUGAAAAUCUACGAAUAUCAUGUAAAACCUCUGCAGACAAAGCAUUUAAAGAACAACUCUUCAUAGUACAGUCAAAUUGGGGUCUUUGACCUCAAAAAAUACAUAAUGACAUAAUUUAGUUUCAUGUAAUGAAACUUUGUAAACAGAAUACAUACAUGUGUAUAUGUAAAGAAUUUCAAUCAAAUGAAACGUUAUCCUAUUGGAUAGACUAGGCAAUUCAUCAGCUCACCUGAAAUCAGCCAGGAGGAGCAAGGACAAGAUGCGCACAGGGUGGUUUUCCUCAUGGAUUUUGUCAAAUAGAAUGAUCUUUGACACGAUUAGACACUCCUCCCCACAAAGGCUUUGAAAUCAUAAGGAUUUUCCUCAUCUCUUUGUAGAUAGCUUUCCCAAAAUCUUUUAAAAAAGAAUUUAAUUAAAUGACAGUCUUUUGGUUACAGACUUAGGAUGAGUAAAAACAAGAAAAUUUGGGGAGGGGGAGAAAGAAGAAAGGGAUUGCUGUCUCCCUUGAAUUCCUCUGUUCCUUAGAGCUUGUGUUACUUGGACGGAAUUGCCGACACCCUUUUUUAUAGAGGGCUCUCCACUUGACCUUAUUAAGGUUUUAUUGGGAUAUGCUGCAGUGUUUGAAAUGAACAUGCAUCAUGGCCCCUUCAGGAGCAGAAUCAUAGCUCUGAAAAGAGAAGCUCCGUUGUGUACUGAGGAUAUCCAUCCAUAUUCAGCUAGCUUUCAAAUGGGGUAAUGAUAUUUUCUGCAUAGAUUUUCUUUUAAAUUGGUUCUUUGUUUCUGAAGAAAGAAUUUUUUUUAACUUCAUGGUUUUAUUUAUAAUAAUUUGUUUCUGAAGAAAUUUGCCGAGAGUUACAGGUCAAAAAGCCUUGUUACUAGUACAGAAUAUUUUUAUAUAUAUUCCUUCAUGAUGGUGUAAUUUUUUUUAAUUGUCCUGUGCUUUGUUCAGUUCCUGGGUUAAGUACUUGUUUUUAAGAGCUUGGAGAAAGUGGGCUUGCUACAUCUCUGUUCAAAGAGACAUUUGUUCAAUCUCUGUGUGUCAACGCCUUGUUGAAUUGGUGCUUUGUGGUUGCAAUAAAGCAUUGCUUCAGUUUA